Funneliformis geosporum is the source of this 128-nucleotide messenger RNA. NCBI's taxonomy places the organism in Eukaryota, Fungi, Glomeromycota, Glomeromycetes, Glomerales, Glomeraceae. The record is from the annotation of a GenBank genome assembly.
AUGAAACCACAAAUCGUAGGAACUCCAACAGAAUAUAAAGAUUUAAUGGUUCAAUAUUGGGAUGCUAAUCCAUUAAAGAGAUACGAUAUUAAAAACCUAAAUGAUAAAAUUAAAGAAAUACGAAAUUC